Molecule: messenger RNA, 1314 nt
Organism: Penicillium egyptiacum
Lineage: Eukaryota; Fungi; Ascomycota; Eurotiomycetes; Eurotiales; Aspergillaceae
Source: the annotation of a GenBank genome assembly
AUGUCCAUCAAAGUCGACCCCGUCGACACUAAUUUCACAGUAUUCAUACGCUUACCAUUUCCCAGGGGCGACUUUGUCGACCCGCCGCCUGUGGAAUGGAAUGCAUCCAAAGACCAAGCGCUAUGGGAUAUUCUUUCUCGACCAUCUAAAGGUGACAUAGACUGGAAAGCUCUGGCAGAGAACUUCGAUGUCACCUUGCAGUUUCUUCUUCAGCAGGCGGCAUGGCUCUAUGAUCGCCAGCUGUCGCAGGUUCGAGCUCAAAUGCGCAAGGUCGGCACUACACAGUCGACAUCCCCUUCCCCAGCUCUAGGAUCUGUUUCUGGCAGUGCCGCCUUGAGUGGACAGCCACAGAGAGAAACGCCAGCAACAGGUUCCCGGGCGCCAUCCCGGCAAGUAUCUCAACAGAAAGAUAUCCCUCUACGAGGUAUGGACCGAGACCCUACCCGUCGUCCCCCUGACAACCGACGUACGAGCUUUACAUCGACUACAGCUACUAACCCCGCUCGCGGAUCUCGGGACCCUACACGCACUGGCACGCCAACAACCGACGACAAAGAAUCACGUUGGGAUUCCUUUGGUCGUCGGCCUUCGACUGUGAGACGAGAACAGCCACCCGUCGCGCCUUUGCCCCGAUCCCCACCACUCGAGGAAGAGCCUCUAUCCUCAAGCUCCUCGGAAGAAUCAGGGUCCGACGAUGAGGACACAACCAGACGUGCACCCCUGUUUAAACGGUUUGGCAAAUUUUCUACCCAGCGCUCUGGUCUUCGGGAUGACGAGGACGACGAAGAAGAUACUCCAGCAUUUCUCCCCCUAUCCCGAGAACACGAGCAUACCCAUCGGGGGCACCCAGUCCAGGAACUCAGCGCUACCCUGCGAUUAGAUGCCGAGCGAGCAGCGUCGCAACGCCGACAUCCCGAGCAGCGUGGUCCCAGGGUACCGGUUCCUACGGAGUCAUCCACCAGUUCUAUAAGCUCAGGCGGGCGUAGCAGCCUACCAGGUGCGCCCAGACGGACCAGCCAAGGGGCACCGAUACUCAGCCCUCAGAGCGCUGCCGAGCGCCAAAAUUCGCGCAAGUCCACCGCCUCCGGUCGCGAAGCUAGCGAUGGUACCCCCAGCAUGGGAAGCAGCUUCAGUGACCUCGACGGUAUGUGUCCCAAACCCGAGGAUUCUGGAUUCCAACUGAUCGAAUGGUCAGAUGCAAGUGUCACCCAGUCAGCGCUGGAGGAAGCCCUUCUAAGUAACAUGCAGCAUGGUGGAAUGGCGAGUCGGAUGAGUACCAUCAGUCAAGCCUUGCGCAGCCGGUAUCUGCAGUGA